AUGUACGAUAAUAGAGAUGGAUCGGCGGCGCCAAGUUUCAAGCGCCGAAGGCUUGAUGGAGGCAGGUUCCAGGAUUCAGGACGUUCAACGCCUCGCGACUCGCGCUCGGCCGCUGCCUCGACUCCUUCCAGGGACGUGAACGACGUACCACCGCCGACCGACGAAGACUCCAAGGCGCUGGAUCGCGACUGGUAUAUGGGCGAUGAAUUUGGCGGUCAUGUGUUCGGCGACGACACGCACAACCCGUUCGCGGACUAUUCGGCAUGGGAGGCGCAGAAGCAAGAGGAGAUCAAGGCAGAGAAGAUGACGAGCAGAUUCGACGCUCGGAGGGAGCAGAGGAAUAGGGAGAAUGACGCUUGGGAGACGAACCGGAUGCUGGUGUCAGGAGUUGCCCAGCGAAGAGACAUGGGAGCCGACUUCGAUGAUGAGGAAACCACGCGAGUUCAUCUUCUGGUCCACGACCUUAGGCCGCCGUUCCUCGAUGGCAGGACAAUCUUCACAAAACAGCUGGAGCCUGUGCCCGCAGUGCGCGACUAUCAGAGCGACAUGGCGGUAUUCAGUCGCAAGGGAAGCAAGGUGGUCAAAGAGGCUCGGCAACAGCGCGAACGACAGCGGCAAGCGCAGGAGGCGACAAGCAUGGCUGGCACGGCGUUGGGGAACUUGAUGGGUGUUAAGGAAGACGACGGCGACAGUGCUCUCCCAGUUGCGUCAGAGGAAGAUGCCAAGAGGGGCGGCGAAGGCAAGGGUGAGGAGGGUGGCAAUAGCAGCAGCAACAAGUUCAGCGACCACAUGAAAAAGGACGAGAACGGCGGAAGCAGCGACUUCAGCCGAAGCAAAACGUUGCGCGAGCAGAGACAAUAUCUUCCCGCAUUCGCUGUUCGAGAAGACUUGAUGCGCGUCAUUCGAGAAAACCAAGUCAUUAUCGUGGUUGGCGAAACGGGUUCUGGCAAGACGACGCAGUUGACGCAAUUCCUGCAUGAGGACGGCUUCGGCAAAUCGGGCAUGAUCGGCUGCACGCAGCCAAGACGUGUCGCUGCGAUGAGUGUCGCAAAACGUGUCUCCGAAGAGAUGGAGGUCAAAUUAGGCAGCACCGUGGGCUAUGCGAUUCGUUUCGAAGAUUGCACUAGCAAAGACACCGUCAUCAAGUACAUGACUGACGGUGUUCUGCUUCGAGAGUCACUCAACGAGCCUGAUCUUGACAGGUACUCCUGCGUUAUCAUGGACGAAGCCCACGAACGCGCUCUGAAUACGGACAUCCUGAUGGGUCUGUUCAAGAAGAUUCUCCAGAGACGGAGAGAUCUGAAGCUCAUCGUCACCUCUGCAACGAUGAAUGCCAAACGCUUCUCAGACUUUUACGGCGGGGCUCCAGAGUUCAUCAUCCCUGGAAGAACAUUCCCAGUCGAUGUCAUGUUCCACAGAUCACCGGUUGAAGAUUACGUCGACCAGGCAGUUCAGCAGGUUCUUGCGAUUCAUGUAUCGAUGGAUCAAGGAGAUAUUCUCGUAUUCAUGACAGGUCAAGAAGAUAUCGAGGUCACUUGCGAGCUUAUCCAACGACGACUGGACGCACUCAACGAUCCACCCAAGCUCAGUAUUUUGCCGAUUUACAGUCAAAUGCCUGCAGAUCUGCAAGCCAAGAUCUUUGACAGAGCAGCGCCUGGGGUGCGCAAGUGUAUCGUGGCUACCAAUAUUGCCGAGACGAGUUUGACUGUCGAUGGUAUCAAGUACGUGGUUGAUGCAGGUUAUAGCAAGAUGAAGGUGUACAACCCGAAGAUGGGCAUGGACACCCUUCAAAUCACCCCGAUCUCGCAGGCAAACGCAUCGCAAAGAUCAGGUCGUGCAGGCAGAACAGGCCCCGGCAAAGCGUUUCGUCUCUUCACAGAGAAGGCAUUCAAGGAAGAGCUUUACCUGCAAACCAUUCCUGAGAUCCAGCGUACGAAUCUGAGCAAUACCGUGCUCAUGCUAAAGUCGCUUGGUGUCAAGGAUCUCCUAGACUUUGACUUCAUGGAUCCGCCGCCUCAGGACACUAUCACGACAUCCAUGUUCGACCUCUGGGCCCUUGGCGCGUUGGACAACCUGGGCGAGCUCACUCCACUGGGCCGCAAGAUGAGCGCGUUUCCAAUGGAUCCUUCCCUUUCAAAGCUUCUCAUCACUGCUGAGGAAUACGGUUGCAGCGAGGAGAUGAUCACCAUCGUAUCCAUGCUGUCUGUUCCCAAUGUCUUCUACCGCCCGAAAGAACGCCAAGAAGAAGCAGACACACAGCGAGAAAAGUUCUGGGUUCACGAGUCUGAUCACUUGACCUACUUGCAGGUGUACUCGGCGUGGAAGUCGAACGGAUGCUCAGACGGAUGGUGUAUCAAGCACUUCCUUCACCCCAAAUCGCUCCGUCGCGCCAAGGAGAUUCGGGACCAGCUCCUCGACAUUAUGAAGAUGCAAAAGAUGGAAAUGAUCAGCUGCGGUAUGGAUUGGGACAUCAUCCGCAAGUGCAUCUGCAGCGGCUACUAUCAUCAGGCGGCCAAGUACAAGGGCUCUGGCGAGUACAUCAACCUCCGCACCAACCUCGGCGUUCAGUUGCAUCCAACCUCGGCGCUGUACGCCGGUCACCCACCAGACUACAUCAUCUACCACGAGCUCAUCCUGACGUCGAAGGUGUAUGUGUCGACCGUCACCGCGGUCGACCCCCACUGGUUGGCUGAUUUGGGCGGUGUGUUCUACUCAGUCAAGGAAAAGGGGUACUCGGUGCGGGACAAGCGGAUAACGGAGACUGAAUUCAAUCGCAAGAUGGAAAUCGAGGCAAAGAUGGCCGAGGACAAGAAGAGGGAGGAGCAGAGGUUGGAAGCUGAAGCAGAGAGGUCAACGAAGACGAAGGUAACGAGUACAUCGACCAACGGGAAGAAGAUUGUCACGCAUGGGGCCGUGAGAAAGCCCGUUAUUAAGCGUAGAGGCAGAGGCGUUUAG
Messenger RNA from Colletotrichum chrysophilum, 2955 nucleotides. RefSeq names its product DEAH-box RNA helicase prp16 (gene PRP16). Lineage: Eukaryota; Fungi; Ascomycota; Sordariomycetes; Glomerellales; Glomerellaceae. The coding region runs from base 1 to 2955 and encodes 984 amino acids. The transcript has a single exon. Gene Ontology annotation, biological process: mRNA splicing, via spliceosome. Gene Ontology annotation, molecular function: RNA binding; ATP binding. The record is from RefSeq and is a predicted model, not a curated record. Gene Ontology annotation, cellular component: spliceosomal complex; intracellular anatomical structure.